Cinara cedri is the source of this 266-nucleotide messenger RNA. The record is from the annotation of a GenBank genome assembly. NCBI's taxonomy places the organism in Eukaryota, Metazoa, Arthropoda, Insecta, Hemiptera, Aphididae.
AAGAACGUGCAGUUGUAGAGUUAGGAACUGAAGCUGUUGAACAUAUUUUCGAAGAGGCUAUAGAUGUUGUGGUUGAAGAAGUCAUACAAUAUAUUAUUGAAGAAGUUGUAGGGGAAACAGUGGUUGAUUGUGUAGUUAAAGAUUUAGUUGAAGAAGUUAUAGCUAUAGAAAGUAUAAAUGAUUUAGAAAGUUCCAAGGCGGAUGAAACACCGUCAAUGGACGAUUUCACACUUGUUGGCGUCCUGGGUAAAGGGAGUUUUAGAAAA